UCAUUCAAGAUCUAUGCAUUUUCACACUCAAUUUAUAUUUUUCUUACUCGUGGUAUUUGCACUUGCUAGUUAUUUCAUUUUUGUUGAGGAAAUCGACAACUCAGACGUAACUAUUUUAAAUUCUACAUAUCAAUGUCACAUCCAGCCAUGGAAUUUCGUGAACACCCAAUCAACAGAUACAUCCUAUUUAAAUCGAUUCUCAAAAUGGCUUUGGAUCAAAUUUUACUUACCCGUUGAGAAUCUCCACAACAACACGGAAAUAUCAAUACUUGCUGCAUAUGUAUACCCAGAUCAUAUUUCAAUUACUCUCAUAACCCAACAUUCCAUCAAAAAACAGUUGUACUGUAGAUAUUACGACUGUAAAAGGAAUGAAAUACGUGGCAGUGCAUGGUUGGGUACGGUAUUCCCUGAAUCCGUGAUACAGUGUCCAAGAAGAAUUGGAGCAGAAUUUGUGUCUGUUUCGGAGAAUUUGGAGAAGGAAAGUGACAUUACUCCGGUUGGAUUGACUUUCAGGGUUUUUGAAGAACCAAUACAUGAAUUAUCAGUAUGUGUGGCUCCAAUGUAUGGAAAUGAGCCAAGUUGGCUGCCAAUUAUCGAUUUUGUGGAACAUAAUAAGUUGGAAGGCGCCUCCUAUUUUUACUUUUAUGUUGGAGAAAUCAGAGACUACGACCAGAAAAUAUUGGAUGAUUAUGUUCGAACCGGUGACAUAGAGUUAGUGAAACUUCAGGAUAAAUAUCAUCGAGUUUUCAUUGCGUGGCACCUUUUGCAGAUUCAGGACUGUCACCUGCGCAGCGCCUACCAUUCCAAAUGGACCGCAUUCAUAGAUUUGGAUGAGAGACUAUCUACAAAUGGACCAGGAACAAUGAUUGAUGUAUUACGAUCAAUUCAAGAUUCAUCUGUUGGAGAAGUUCAGCUACAAAGUACAACUAUAGUUAAAGAUCAGGAUUAUCCUGAUAAAUAUGAGAAUAUAGAGCAAUUAGAGCAAGAAUUGAUAUUUAAAAAAUAUAAUGAAACAGUUAAAAAGACAAUGUCAGGCACAAAACCUAUAAUUAAAUCCGAAAAGAUAGGAUUAAUGUCUAUUCAUCAAGCAAGUGCCAAGUAUUUUGGAGUCAAAACGUUGUUAUUAAAUAUUACUGUGGCAAGUGUGAGACAUUUACGAAGUGUGAAACACCGAAUCUCUGGAUCAGACUGGAAUAAGAUGCCUGAUGAAACUGGAAAUCCUAUAGAAUUUGUGACACGCCCACUUCCAGACGAAUUUUCUGGAAAAUUGAGAGAAGCAGUUGUGAAACGAGUAUUGCAUGUAUAUGAAACAAUUCCAGUUAAUUGUUUAACUAUUCCACAGACAUUGGUAGACGGUCUACGACAUCCGAACCCUUGCAAAGCACCUUGGCCCGAGUUUUGA
Molecule: messenger RNA, 1402 nt
Organism: Caenorhabditis elegans
Lineage: Eukaryota; Metazoa; Nematoda; Chromadorea; Rhabditida; Rhabditidae
Gene: gtnt-48
Product: Glycosyltransferase family 92 protein
Exons: 9
Coding region: 14-1402 (462 amino acids)
Cellular component (GO): membrane
Molecular function (GO): glycosyltransferase activity
Source: RefSeq, marked reviewed